Messenger RNA from Lingula anatina, 2638 nucleotides. RefSeq lists its product as uncharacterized. Lineage: Eukaryota; Metazoa; Brachiopoda; Lingulata; Lingulida; Lingulidae. The record is from RefSeq and is a predicted model, not a curated record.
CUGGUUUUAGUGUCGAGUAGACGGGAUUUAAAAACUGACCCGGUAAACACUCUUCGGCAGAGAACCUGACGAAAUAAGGUGAACGACCACAUCGAUACGUCUGUCCUAGACAACAUGUAGGGUCAAGGAUGGCUAUACUCGACUAUACCCGUGUAUUCUAUUGUUCGACGUAAUCUACAUCGUUCUUUAUCUGUUGAGGCAAUUGAGAGGAGUAUAAAGAGUAAACACUUUCAAAACUUAAAAAGGCCUGCGAGACUACUGAUAAAAGAUUCCAGUGAAAGAUAACCCAGAUAAGGUAAAAUCUCCAACAAUAGUUACCGUGAUGAAUUAUUCACAUUCGCUGAUAUAACUUAAUUUGCCAGUUAGCUUAGUUUUGCAUAUUAGAUUUUAACUAUGUUGGUAUGUAUAAUAUGGAGAGAGGACAGUCUUCCGCGGACAGUCACGACUUUGGAAGCAGAUGUGCAGCCGGUGUGUGCUACAUGACUUCAGACGACUUUAAGACUGAAGUUGAAUAGAUUUCGCUUGGCUUUUACUGGAUACUUUAACCACGGGAUUUAAUACGUGAGAACCAGGAGUUAGCGGCUGGGUAAUUAGCAGGUUGAUGCGCGAUAGACCGGACGUUUUAAUCCUUUUGUAAAUAGAUAAAACAACAGUGGGGACGUUUAAAGGCGAGCCUUGUUACGAGGGUGAGACCCUUGCUUGUUUAUCAGUGCCUCAAGCUAUUGGGAGAUUUCCGGUCAGACAGGUUUGCGCCAGGGAGCAGAGCUGCUGCAGUUUUGGGGACGCUGAGGAUACCUUUGGAAAAUGGCUGUCAUCAAAAAGUUUUUCUUUUGGAAUACCCGCACUGGAUCAAUGAUGGUUGCCUUCUACAGUUUGUGUGUCGCAGUGAUCUGCAUAUCUCUGUUUCUGGUAAGAUACGUUGGCAACAACAAGAUACAAGAAUACACAGCUUACUGCGUGGUCAGCUAUAUGUCCUUCGUGUUCUACACAGCCUACAUUGUGGUAUCUCUAACGCUUGUGGCGGGAGUUUAUGUGGAUAAACGAGAUCUACUGUUCCCAUGGCUCCUAGGUGUAUCUUUGCUGGUCAUAUACGAGCUGGCGACAGUCAUGUUUCUCUCUGUCCAUCACUCGCAUCAAGAAGAGACCGCGUUUAGUGACUGGACCAUAGUUUUUAUGACAUUUUUUAUUGUCCGGACGAUAGGCAAUGUGUACAGUUUUAUGUGUGUCUACACCCAGUAUACGGAGUUAGGGGCCGGAAGAGGCACAUACGAAUUUUUCAACAAGCCCGAGCGCCGUUCAGUGGUGUGCCAUCUUCCCGUUAUAACGACACAGCACCAGAUUCCAUUGCCGCCGUAUAUAGAAGACCCGCCCCCUUACGCCACUCUUAACCCACUGCCGGCUGUCGUAGUGUCAGAAAUCCCGACCGACCCAGCGCCGCUGUACGAAGAAAUUUCAUAGCGGUUCUGAAGAAGUCGUUUAAAUUUUAUCAAUAGCGUUCCAUUAAGACCCGUUCACUGUCUUAAGUGGAGAUUCCAUAGGGGCGAACGUAUGAGAAACGACCGAAUGCAUAUUGAUUGCGAUAGUUGUUCUUUUUCACUGUUCGCACUCUCAACCGUGACCUGUUUGUUUUUACUCAGGAUAAUUUGCAAAUAGGAAGCAAACAGCGGUAGAUGGACAUACGAUAAGAUAUAAGCCCCUCUUCAUAUCUUCACAGACAGUACGUAGGGUUUGAUGCAAAUGUUGUUUUAAAAACAGUCGUGCCAAGAGGGAUUAUUUUAAAUGCAUUACUUACCAGUCAUCAGUAUUCUGCUUUCAUCACUUGUCAUCUUAAACGAGUCUGUCGUGAAAUCUGCUCAGUACCAAAGCAAUGCCUCUAUAACAAGGUUUUGUAGCUCUCAAAUAGGGAUUACAAAAUAGGAGCUACAUGAAGGAUUAUGCUCAAAUUUUAUUUUUUUUUUCUUAUAGGCCCUAUGUGUAUUGAUGUAAAUUUUAUAUUUAUUCAUAAUUAGAGACAGUUGCAAUAUUUAGAUCUUUUAAAAAGAGAUCUUAGUUAGUUGUUUGUAGUUAUUCAUGUAAUCUUAACUUUGUAAAGGCCUUUCAUCACAGCUACAUUUUGUCAAUAUUUUCUUGUAUAUGCUUGUUUACUGUGUCACUUUCAUGUGUACUUUCCAUUCGGCUUUGUUUUACUGUUGCGCCAGACUCAAGUGAUGGAAUGGCGACCGAAACUCUCUUAGCCAGUCAGGGGAGUCCUACACGUGUAAAUAUUAUUCUAGUCACGAUUUUUCAUCAAUAUUUUCACGAAUAGAUACAGUGUGAAUUAGCUACCUUUUUAUGUUUCCUAUUUAAUUAUUUUCUAUGGAAUGGACUUAAGGUGGCGGUAAUAUAUGAAUAUAUUCAUAAUGGUACUUGGUGCUUUACUGCCACUUUCAUGCCAACAUUGUACAAAGAAAUCGCGAGGCGUAAUUUUGGUAAAACGACCAUAUAUCUCUCCCAAUUAGUGAAACCAUAACUUCCUAAGUUUUCACCAUAUAUUCAUUCGCAAUAGUUAAAGGAUAAUUCUUUUGGUUACUCCAUCAGCAAAAUAAUGAUAUUACCUGCACCGUUACUUCCCCCAAACGUUACCCCAACGGUUUUGGAA